UAAUAAUUGCUUUUCUUGUUUUAUAUACCCAGCGAGCACAUCGUUCGUCGUGCCGUCUACCGCCUGCACCUCCUCCAUCUUCUUCCAUCACUCUUCCUUCCGUUUCCAAAAACCAGAAAACCCUAACUUUUUCCUUCGUUCCUCAGUUAUCUCACACCAGAGUGGCCUCCGUCACCCCUUUGUUACUUCCUCCAUUCGAGAUUCCUUGCUCGCCAGGGCUCUCGUUUUUUUCAAAUGCUAUUCCCCAGCGGCUGCCAUUGUUUACGGGUCCGAACAGUGUUUGUCGAGGAUCAAAAACCUGGAAGCUAAAUAAUCUCCCCCUGUCGUCAUCGUCCAUCGCGUCAACUCCUCUUGUAGUCAAACUUUGGAAUCUCCACUCAGUAAAAUUCUGUAAACACCAAUCCUUCUCUUGGGGGAGCUGAAUUACAAACUGAGAGUACUUAUCAAUCACUAAGUAGAGGAAACUUAAGUUGUUGGUUAGAGACAAUGAAAUCGCAGCAUAAAAGGCAAGCUGAUAGUUCCAACUUGUCUUCAAAGAGAAUAGCAAAGAUGAAGAGUGCUGUUCCCCCAGUAAGGCGCUCUGAACGUUUACAAAAUGUUUUUAUUUCUUCUCAUGCAAAAGACAUUCAACAUGUGAUUAAUGAGGUAACUCUUAGUGAAAGUGAGGAACCUCCUCUUCAGGAGGGAGAACCAAUGGAAUCUUUGGAAGAAAAAGUUAACUAUCUUUUACAAAAAUCCAUAGAACAUCAAGAGAUCAUAGAAGAAUUUAAGUUUAAGGUAACUCGGGAUUCUGUGUUUUGUAAAAGUCCAUCUGCAGCGGAUACCAGAUACAAAAAAUUGUAUAUUAACUCUCAGAAGAAGGUUGAGUCCUUAAAAGAUGAAAAUCGUGAGUUGGCUUUGAAGUUAGAGGCUGCACUCGCCAAAGUAGAAGCAGUUGAGUCUUUAAAAAAUGAAAAUUAUAGGCUGACUUUGAAGUUAGACACUACACUCGCCAAACUAGAAGCAUGUGAGAAAGGUGCUACUAAUGUUCCUGAAGUUCUGGAGAAAGUAAAGGAUAUGAUGGUGGUUUCUCAUCUGACAAGUGCAGUAGGAAAUGUUGAGAUUUUCGAACUUGAGAAAUUGAAAAAUACAAUGAAAAGAGCAGCAGAAACUGCUGUGAAUGUUUCUUAUCAAGCAAUGCAAGAUGCUAUUGUUCCACCGGCUCCUGGUGUUCUAACCAGAUUAUCUUCUGCCAAGAGAAAAAGACAUGAAGAAAGUAAAAGGGUCUGAUGGCCUUAUUUCCUCAGCUACCACUUCAGGAUUCGGGACUGUCUUUUUCUUUUAAUGAACUCAUACGAUGUUCAUAUUUUGUCAAAAAUAUUGGUGUCUGUAGUCAGGAUGUUAACAAGGUAUUUAGUAAUGUUCUAAUGGUUUUGCCAUUUUAUUCUUAGGUAGCACUUAGUGUCUAGUUGCAUGUAUAAUUCCUCCUCCUACCUUCCCUGUUCCAAAAUUUGUUAAUCUUAAAGAUUCAAAUGCUCUGGAAACUAACUAAUUAUUCAGAAUAUGUGGUGUCUAUGCAAA
Molecule: messenger RNA, 1560 nt
Organism: Carica papaya (papaya)
Lineage: Eukaryota; Viridiplantae; Streptophyta; Magnoliopsida; Brassicales; Caricaceae
Source: RefSeq, a predicted model, not a curated record